UGCCAUAUACUACUUGCACUGGCUUGCACUUGCAAUUUCCUGUCCCGCCCAUUUUUUCUCUGCCAAAGAUUUUGACUCUGUAGUGUACAACCCAAGUUUCUCUAAAACACUUAAAUGGGUAGCGAAGAUUUAAAUGGGCAUGAGACAGGUGAUAUGCCUGAAAGCUCUCAUCCUCCACAGAAACAAGGACUUGACAAUAAUUUUGAUUUAAAAGGAGGUGAAGAAAAAAAGUGGCCUGGGUGGCCUGGAGAGAAUGUGUUCAGGAUGUUAGUUCCUGUGCAAAAGGUUGGUGGUAUUAUUGGUCGCAAGGGAGAAUUCAUUAAGAAAAUCACUGAGGAGACAAAGGCUCGGGUUAAAAUUCUUGAUGGUCCUCCUGGGACAUCAGAAAGAGCAGUGAUGGUUUCUGCUAAGGAAGAGCUAAAUCUUCCUCUUUCUCCUGCCAUGGAUGCUUUAUUGAGAGUUCAUAAACAAAUCAUCGAUGUAGACACCAACUCUGCUCACGCUACAUCUGGUGCAGUGGGCACAAUUAUCACAAGGGUUCUAGUGGCAGAUACUCAGGCAGGAAGUCUGAUUGGGAAGCAGGGUUCAACUAUAAAGUCCAUUCAAGAUGCUUCAAAUUGUACUAUUCGGGUUCUCAGUGCAGAACACCUACCAGAGUUUGUGUUGAAAGAUGAUAGUAUUGUUGAGGUACAUGGGGAACCUGCUGGUGUGCACAAAGCAGUUGAACUGAUUUUAAAUCAUCUCCGAAAAUUCCUGGUUGACCGCAGUAUUAUCGGAGUAUUUGAAAUGCAAAUGCAGAUGCCAAAAUUUCAAGCAAACCAGAACAUUCCCCCACACCAGUCCUGGGGCCCUCCUCAAGGUUUUCCAAUUAAUGCUGGUGCCGGACCUGAUUUUGCACCUAAUCCUCAAUAUGUGCAGCCUCCACAUCAAUAUGACAAUUAUUUGCCUGCUCCACCUCUGGAUAAUCAGCAUUGGCAGGGUCCUAUGUACGGAAGGGAUGCUUCUAUGGGGAUUCAUUUAUCCAGUGUCCAGCCACAACAGCUAGUGGCCACCAAGGUUACGCACCACAUGCAAGUUCCUCUAUUAUAUACAGAUGCUGUAAUUGGGAUAUCUGGUUCUAAUAUAAGCUACAUACGUCGUGCCAGUGGGGCGACUAUUGCAAUACAGGAAACAAGGGGUAUGCCUGAGGAGAUGACUGUUGAAAUAAAUGGAUCUGCUUCACAAGUACAAACAGCUCAACAGUUAAUACAGAAUUUCAUGGCUGAAGCUGCAAGCUCUACACAGAACCCAGCUGGGGGAUCCAUCUGUCAGGGAUAUAAUGCUUUUCCAUCUUAUGGUCCUUCCUAUGCAACUUCAAAGCCCACCACUGCUGGACACACAGGCCAUGCACCUGCCCCAGACUAUGGUUCAGUGUAUGGCAAUGAUUACGGUUAUUGAGAUGCUGAUAUAAUUCUGUAGGUAUUUUGCAAACAUUGUUCUGUGCCGUAUCAACUGGAUGAUACCAGAUAAUUUGAUAUGUUGAUGUUCUGAAUUUGGUGACAUUUUAUUGUUCAUUCUUGUAAAUAUAUUUUGUUAAAA
Messenger RNA from Quercus lobata, 1578 nucleotides. Its product is annotated as flowering locus K homology domain-like. The coding region runs from base 115 to 1437 and encodes 440 amino acids. The record is from RefSeq and is a predicted model, not a curated record. Gene Ontology annotation, molecular function: RNA binding. The transcript is spliced from 7 exons. Lineage: Eukaryota; Viridiplantae; Streptophyta; Magnoliopsida; Fagales; Fagaceae.